AUGCCCGACACCAUCGAGCUCGCUCACUACCUCUUCACCAGACUUCGCCAGCUGGGCGUCGGAUCUGUCCACGGCGUUCCCGGCGACUACAAUCUCACCCUACUGGACUACGUCGAACCAUCCGGAUUGAAUUGGGUCGGCAACGCCAACGAGCUCAACGCCGGAUAUGCCGCCGAUGGCUACGCUCGUGUCAAAGGCGUCGGUGCCCUGAUCACCACCUUCGGCGUGGGCGAGCUGUCCGCCAUCAAUGCCAUUGCCGGCGCUUACACGGAGCUUGCCAAAGUCAUCCAUAUCGUUGGGACUCCGCGCCGGCAGCAGCAGGAAUCGAGGUCACACAUCCACCACACCAUGCUCGACGGAGAAUAUGGCCACUUUGCGAGAAUGGCCGAGCAUGUCACCACGGCGCAAGCCAAUCUGCUGGACCCGCGGACUGCUCCUCAGCUCAUCGACGAUGCCAUCCAGCAAUGUCUGAUUCACAGUCGUCCGGUAUACAUUCAAAUCCCUGUGGAUAUGGUAGCUGCCGAAGUGUCAUCCGAAAGGCUGAGGUCGCCGAUUACGAUCCCUUCCUCCAUCUCUGCCGGCGAAGCGGAGAAGGCCAUAGCGCUCGUUGCAGAGCGUGCUCAAGCUUCUCAACGGCCCAUGAUCUUGGUAGACGGCGAGAGCGGGCCAUAUGGCAUCCUCAACGAGGUCCACGAGUUCAUCAAGCAGAGCGGAUGGCCGACUUGGAUCACCAGCUUCGCGAAGGGGACCAUCGACGAGACCCUUCCCAACGUGCAUGGUGUCUGGCAAGGCGCCUACUCCCCUCCAGAGGAGCAGGACUACAUCGGCUCCGCAGACCUUGUCCUCUGCUUCGGACCUCACUUCAGCAACACGAACACCUACCUCUACACCACCAUCCCCAAAUCGGAAACCACCAUCUACUUCAAGGCCACCUCGGUCGACGCCGGCGACCAAGUCUUUCGAGACCUGCCUGCGAAACCCUUCCUGAUCUCCCUCCUCGGCAAACUCGACCUCUCGCUCUACCAAGAAAAGGCCUCGGCCUUCACGCCUCCCCCCAAAGAACCCUUCACCAAACCGUCUCCAGACCUCCCCAUCUCGCAAUCCAAAUUCUACCAAAUGCUCGGCUCCCGCGUGCCCCGGCCCGGAGACAUCAUCAUGGGCGAGACAGGCACUCCCGGCUACGGCGUCCGCGACAUGUCCCUCCCGCCCAACGUCCUCUGCUUCAACCCCAUCACCUGGCUCUCGAUCGGCUACAUGCUGCCCGCCGCGCAAGGCGCCGCCCUUGCCCAGCGGGAGCUCCACAACGCCACGGCUUCCACCUCCCCCCGGCCCACCACCCUCCCGCGCACCAUCCUCAUCAUCGGCGACGGCUCCUUCCAGAUGACCUGCCAAGAACUCUCCACCAUCAUCGCCAAGAAACUCAACGUCCUCAUCUUCGUUCUGAAUAAUCAGGGUUACACCAUCGAGCGCUGCUUGCAUGGCCACGAUGCUCACUACAACGACAUUCCGGCGUGGAAUUAUCUGGAUGCUCCCGCUUUCUUCGGCGCGCAGACGGGUCCCGAGGGCAAGGGGGUUUACGGGGCUGUCACGAGGAAAGCGAGGACGUGGCGGGAGUUGGACAAUGCGUUGAAAGCGGUGGCGGAGGAGGGUAGCUUGUUGAAGCAGAGUAUGUUGCGGAUGGUGGAGGUGGUCAUGGACAAGGAGGAUGCACCCAAGGCUCUGAAGGAUAUCUUGGAAGCGACCAAGGGUGUUGCGCUGAGGGAGAGGAGUGGCCAGACUGGUUAG
Lecanosticta acicola is the source of this 1785-nucleotide messenger RNA. Lineage: Eukaryota; Fungi; Ascomycota; Dothideomycetes; Mycosphaerellales; Mycosphaerellaceae. The record is from the annotation of a GenBank genome assembly.